Centruroides sculpturatus (bark scorpion) is the source of this 1076-nucleotide messenger RNA. RefSeq lists its product as uncharacterized. The transcript has 9 exons. The annotation marks the transcript as partial. NCBI's taxonomy places the organism in Eukaryota, Metazoa, Arthropoda, Arachnida, Scorpiones, Buthidae. The record is from RefSeq and is a predicted model, not a curated record.
UAAAAAUAGUAUUUUAGCGCAUGUCUACUUGCACUAGAUAUUUGUUUCUAUGGUUAUAUACAUUGGAUUUUGCCUUACAUUCGAUAAGCCAUUUUCUAAUGGAAGAAUUAAGGUUUCCUCAAGAAAAUGUAGCAAAGAGUAGUCCAUUGUUCACUAAAGUACCUCCAACGGCACCUCCUUGGUCACCAAGUAUUUUUAAUGGAAUUCCUGAACAAUUCAGUCGUUCACCACAGCAUUCAGCUUCGAGUAAAUCUAAAGUUCCUCUUCGAAAAUUAUACGUAGCUACAGUUCAUCCUCAAGUAGAACCUUGGCAACAAUCUUCGAGCAAUUCUUGGCAGAAUGCUCAAUUAGCAAGACUGUAUCCUCAUACUCCACGUUUGGAUCUACCUCAAGAAGCUCAAUCACCGAAUUCUGCAACACCAUCCGAAAUAGACUACGAAGGAAUUCCUUUAGAUUUUAUGGAUAAAAUUCCUGGAUAUGAAUACGUUACAUUUACUUAUUUUACAUAUAGUCUAUUUCUCUGCUUAUCUAGUUUUGAGUAUAGGUUAGAGAGUUUUACAGAGAAACGUCAAGUUGUAUGGGUUAUUGAACCAUUCUCUGGAGGACUUAUAAAUGAGGACUCAUCAGGAAAACCACCCCAACCAUGGGACAUACCAUGCGCUCCACCAACAUACUUCUUAAACUUCACUACGCACAUUAUCAUUCCUUGUACUUUAUCCAUAAAAAAUUGCAAUACAUGCAAUGGAGGAGGCCAAAAAUAUUGCUAUGCAUGCACUGGAAAUGGUUGGGAAAAUUGUUAUUAUUGUCAAGGGCUUGGAUAUAAAGUUCAACUUCAGGGUGAAUCUGAGAAAUGUCAGCAAUGUUUAGGAACUGGAAAAAAAAAAUGCUGGAAAUGUAAUGGUGAAAGCCUGUUGAUCUGUAAACUCUGUCAAGGUUCAGGACAAAUUAAAUGUUAUAUACAGUUAAUAGUUUCAUGGAUAAAUCAUAAAGAUGAAGAGAUAUCAGAGGAACCAACUAUAUCAAAGGAGAAAUUAAGAACUGUAUCUGGACAAAUUAUAUUUCAGGAUAUCCAUCAU